Oncorhynchus masou masou (cherry salmon) is the source of this 2025-nucleotide messenger RNA. RefSeq lists its product as uncharacterized. NCBI's taxonomy places the organism in Eukaryota, Metazoa, Chordata, Actinopteri, Salmoniformes, Salmonidae. Gene Ontology annotation, biological process: mitochondrial fusion. The record is from RefSeq and is a predicted model, not a curated record. The transcript is spliced from 13 exons. The coding region runs from base 154 to 1563 and encodes 469 amino acids.
GUUGUCAAUUUUGUAAACAAUCAUUUUCGAACGUGUGUUGCCAAGAGACAUCUAACCGACGUUUUAUGGAACGUUUUCUAUGCGAAAACAACAACUUUGCUGCUGACAACACACUUGUUUGAUUUUUGAGACCUGAGAACAAUCGACUGGAAAAUGCCUGGGUGCUUUUCAAGACUGGCGGAGAGAGUGCGUGGACGUCGGCGGACUAAUGCGUCGACAGGUUGUUCAAAUUCAUUUGUGGCUUGUUUUUCUUGUUUUUUUCUGUUUUGCAGGGUUCGUGAUCGUCGACAGGUGGACAGCGACAGCGACUUCGAAGAGGAAACAACUGUCCUGGAUGAGGUCCAGUUGGAUGUGCCAUUGAAUGAUGUACCAGAUGUUCCACAGCUGCCAGUCCUCCUUGAUGUCCAGAAUGCUGCUAUCAUCCUUGAGGAGGUGCCAGAUGUGCAGACUAUCCUUGAGGAGGCCACUGGCAAUUGGCAGUUGAUUCUGAUUAGGUUCAGCCCCCUGUACUGUGGGCCUGUUGUGAUCAGGAACAAUGCCGGUCCGGUGGUUAAAGCUUGGAGAACUUUCCAGUUCAUCAGCCCCAUCAUCACCUACAUGCGUGGGGGAUCCCAGCAGGUGGUGGUGAGGAUGCACCACAUGAGUAGGGUGAGAGGCCUGGAGACUCAACUGGUGUGGGCCAUCUCCAAGGAGACAGCCAGGCUUAGUCCAGAGGACAUCCCCUACUGUGCCACCAAAGUGCAGUCCAUCACUUGGAUCCAGCGUGUGGCUGGCAGGGUGACCCACUUCGCGUCUCACCUCCGCCACGAGACGUCUGUGGACGUGACGCUUGGCUGCAACCAGCAGACUGAUGUCUCAGUGGUGUACGCCACUCUCCACAUGGGGCUGGACGGGUUUCUCUCCUCUUCAGCGUGGUCGGAGGCUGCCUCCUUCUCUACGCCCACCACUCAGCAGUUCACUGACCCAGAGCCUGAGGGCCACAACUGCUAUGAGGGCUGGGAGGAGGACCUGCUGCCUGAGGAGAGGGAGGUUCCUCUGCUAAACCUCUACCUUACUACCAAGAGAGUGGAGGACAUCGCCCUGAGGCUCGUCUCCCUGCGCCAGGCCUUCACUACCCUGCUUGGUUCCACCCUGAGCAGGAACCAUCUGUUUGUGGCGGGAAAGGUCCUCCUGGGCGCCCUUGUUCAGGCCAACCACAUGGACGAGGCCAAAUUCAUCCGUACCUAUAACGACUUUGUGGACUACCUGAGUGACCCCUCCAAGCGGAAUGACAUUGAGAGGGAGCUGGCUGAGGCAAAGAUACAUCAUGUGAACAUGAUAGAUGUCCUCUUUGAGCUGGUGCUGUUUGGGUUGAUGACAGCUCAGAAGUCCCUGAUGGUGCACCCUGGUGGGUUGGUGGAGCGUCUGUACGCUCUCCUGUACUCCUUCCUGCCCACUGCUGCCAACAUGGAGCCAGAGGCUGACAGAUACCUGCUGCUGCUCAAUGUAAGAGUCAAGAGGUUACUUCCUGUUUCCUUCCAUAUUCUUAGUGUACUUCCUGUUUACUUCCAUAUUCAUGGUUAACCAGGUUCCAAUGCCAUUUUAGGGGGAGUAUUUCUAAUUGUCUCUCUCCUCUUGAUAAGCUAGUAACUCAGAGCCAUUUUCUAUGUGUUGUGUGGUGUUCUCUUCAGGGCGGACUGAUGGCUCUGCUAGAUGACAUGUUUGGCCAGCAGCUGGCCUGGUACUUUAACCCAGAGUCUCUGGUCACUGAGCUCUCCAGCCUCCUGGAGUACCACUUGGAGAGCCUCAUGGCCAGCAUGUAGUCCUACUGCAGGGACCAUACUCCUUUCUCCUUCUCUCUCUCUUUUGAAGGAAUUGAGGACUUGAAGUGCUUUGUUGAACCAUGAUUAGUUAACACCCAUGAAUUUAAUGUAUUCUCUUGUUUUCUCUCCCCACAGGAUUCUUGUGACACUUUGCCACCCAACAGGGAUCUAGACACCAAUGCACUACAUUACUUUGCACUGAAUUUGACAUUUUUAAAUAAAA